Molecule: messenger RNA, 926 nt
Organism: Maniola jurtina (meadow brown)
Lineage: Eukaryota; Metazoa; Arthropoda; Insecta; Lepidoptera; Nymphalidae
Product: translation initiation factor IF-3, mitochondrial-like
Exons: 3
Coding region: 79-723 (214 amino acids)
Biological process (GO): mitochondrial translational initiation; ribosome disassembly
Cellular component (GO): mitochondrion
Molecular function (GO): translation initiation factor activity; ribosome binding
Source: RefSeq, a predicted model, not a curated record
UAUGUAAAUAAUACAAAUAAUACCUACUCUUUGAUAUAAAUAAAUUUAAUAAAGUUCAAUCAAAGAGUUUCAGAAAUUAUGAAUAAAUUAGUAAUUUUCCGAAAAUUAUUUGAGUGUCGAACAAUAAGUACAAGGUUAACUGCAGAUGGUAAAGACAUUCCCAAGAAGAAGACUUUCGAGAACAGAAUUACUUUGAUUGGUGCGGAUAAUUCUGUUAGUAUAACAGACUUAAAGAACGCUCAGAAUUUAUCAGCAAGACGUGAGUUAAAACUAGUAAAAGUUCAAGAUGCUGAUUCGAAAACUAGACGGCCGGUUUAUAAAUUAAUGACAAAUGCAGAAUACCAUGAAGAGGAAAUUUCAAGAAGGAAAGAGAAGCAGGUUGCCCGUGAGAAUAAUUCUACAAAGGGACAAAAGUUGAUAACUCUGUCUUCAAGAAUAGCAGAGCACGACUUAUUGACGGGUGUUAAGAAAAUGGCAAAACUUUUGGAGAAGCAUUAUGAAGUUAAAGUAGUCAUAUCAGGACAUGAAAAUGAAGAAACAAAAUCAGAGAAGAUAUACUCAAUAAUAGAAAAGAACUUGAAAUCAGUUGGACAGUUGGUGCAGAAGAGAAGUAAAGGGAGCAACUUGAGAUUUCAGGUGCAGCCACUGAGAGACAACUCUAAGCAAACAAAUAGUGACCAGUCCAGUCCUGACCAAAAUAGUGAUGAUAAAGGGCCACUAUGACUAGGAGUGUUUUUAGUAGCUAUAAUUGUAGCAAAAUAUUUACUUUUCAAAGACUAUUAUUUGUCUAGAAAUAAGAACAAUAAUCCUAGUACCAAAAUUAAUCACAAAAAAUUAGAGGAAUCAGAUAGGGAGCUACUUAGUGAAGAUUAAGAGAAAAUGUUAAUGUAUUUUAUUUAUUAUUAAAAAACAAAAUAUUUAACUAC